Molecule: messenger RNA, 7026 nt
Organism: Physella acuta
Lineage: Eukaryota; Metazoa; Mollusca; Gastropoda; Physidae
Product: sodium/hydrogen exchanger 2
Biological process (GO): potassium ion transmembrane transport; sodium ion import across plasma membrane; proton transmembrane transport
Cellular component (GO): plasma membrane
Molecular function (GO): sodium:proton antiporter activity; potassium:proton antiporter activity
Source: RefSeq, a predicted model, not a curated record
AUGAAAGCUGUAAAGUCACUGCUGAGCACAUUUGAUUUCAGUUUUCACCUAUACGACAAGCUCCCCCACAUCUUCCCCGAGAGCUGUCUCCUCAUCACCCUGGGGAUCCUGGUGGGCGUGACCCUGUACUACACGGAGACCGCCAGCAGCACCCAGUACACUCUGGACGCCAACACCUUCUUCCUCUUCCUCCUGCCGCCCAUCAUCUACGACGCCGGCUACCACAUGCCCAACAGGGCCUUCUUCCACAACUUGGGAACCAUCCUGUUGUUGGCGGUGGUUAAUACGUUGUGGAAUACUGUUGGGAUAGGCAUCGGUCUGUGGGGUAUGUCCUACAUUGGCUGGAUCCACAAGAAGGUCAGCAUCCUCCACGCCUUCGUCUUCGCUGCCCUCAUCUCCGCCGUCGACCCCGUGGCUGUGCUGGCCAUCUUUGAGGAGAUCCAGGUCAACGAGAUCCUGUACAUCAUCGUCUUUGGCGAGUCGCUGCUCAACGAUGGCGUCACCGUGGUUAUUUAUAGAAUGAUGGAGGGCUUUACGGAGAUCGGGGAAAGUAAUCUAGAAAUCAUCGACUUUGCCACUGGGGUUCUGCAGUUUUUCAUCGUCUGUUUGGGCGGCACGCUGAUAGGUGUCAUUUAUGGGCUCGUCGGCGCCUUCAUCACUAAAUACACGGAUCAUGUGAGAGUUAUCGAACCUUUGUUUAUAUUUGUCCUGGGUUACCUCGCCUACCUGACGUCAGAGAUCAUGGAGUUAUCUGGCAUUUUAGCCUUAACCUUUGGAGGUAUCAUCAUGAGACAUUACACCGAGGCCAACAUGACGAAGAAGUCGACGACCACAGUGAAGUACUUCAUGAAGUUGAUGGCGAACAUCUCAGAGACGAUCAUCUUCAUGUUUCUUGGACUGUCCACCGUCAUCGACUCGCACGACUGGCAGCUGGAUUUCAUCCUGUUUGCUAUUUUGUUUUGUUUGAUCUUCAGAGUAACAGGUGUUGUGUUUUUAUCGUCCAUGGUCAACCGGCGCCGUCUGAUUCGUCUGUCCCCCAUUGACCAGUUCAUCAUGUCCUACGGGGGUCUGAGGGGUGGGAUCGCCUUCUGUCUGGCCCUCCUGCUCGACCCCGGUAUGCCGGACCGUGCCAUGUUCGUCACCACCACCCUGGUCAUUGUCUUCUUCACGGUCUUUAUACAGGGUAUAACAAUCAAACCUGUUGUCAAUGCUUUAAAAGUGGAGAGGGCGGAGGAGAAGGAUCCAUCCAUGAAUGAGAUGCUUCACAAAAGGUUUAUUGAUCAUUUGAUGGCUGGAGUAGAGGACAUUGUGGGCAAAUCAGGACACAAUUCUUUGUUUCAUAAGUUUGACUACUACAAUUCCAAGUACCUGAAGCCUUGGUUGCUACGAGAGAACCCCAAGUCCCAAGACACAUAUAUUGUACGCGGGUUCACCAAACUCAACAUGCAGGACGCCAAGGCAGCGGCCAAGACUUUCCCUGGGAUUUCAAGAGACCCGUCCUUUAUUAACUUUAUGCAGCACAGCCAUUCUAUGGCCAACUUACUUAGUCGUCGGGCAACUAUUGGUGUACCAAAUGAUGUUGUGCUCAAUUUACCACCAGAGUUUGCAGUGAAUGGAGAUAACGUGGCCAUGCAGAAUGUUCUAGAGGAGUCUAUGUUCAGUCCUCGGAGUACUUGGGUGAAAGAACGCAGACACACACUGGCUGAGGUUCACAACCACCCACCCUUCAGGCACACAGAGAGGGAGCACCUGCGACAGUUCAUUAGCGACAUCCAGGGCAAGGCCAAGGUCGAGGGGGCCAGGAACGGCGUCUACGCCACCAGCACCGACCUGAAGAAAGAGAGGAGAAAAAGUUUGACAUCCACCAAUCCAGCGGCGGAUGUUAAAGUUGGGGACACGGCGGAUACAGAGGAGAGUGCCCAUGAGACAGCAUCAAAUCCAACUGAAACUUUGUCAAAGCCAAAGUCCAGAUUUCAAGUGAAAGAAACCUCUGUUCUACCGCAUGACUCUCCUACUGCGCCCGAAGUUGUCUUCACUCUCGGUAUGCCAGCCCCAGCAAAGAAAAAUAGCAAAGUUGCGAAAUCUCCAUCUCACUCACCUGCACCAGUGUUAGAUUCCUCAUCACCACACAGCAAUGGCCCCAACAAAACAUCCAGCGGCGAUACCCUGCUAGUCUCCAACCCUUCACCCACCACCAACUCCUGCUCAACCUACAUCAUCAACCCUGAGGUGUUGUCCACCAGUCCAGGGAAUGUCUCCUGCACCAAGCCUAUCAACAUUCCAAGUCCCCAGAACAACAGUUUUGUGGAGGACUCCAGCAUUCCAGAGUGCAGCAAGUCAGAGUCGGAAUGCUGCACUGGAAGCCACAAGUCAGAUAUGGAUGAGGACGACGACAGGUCAACCAAAGAGGAAACUCUAGCAGAGAGUUCCCUACCCUGGCGUCGUACUACAUCCCUGCCACCCGUGCCUUCGUCUGUUUCACUGAGUCUUCCUGAUGACGAGAACCCCCUCAUGUCUGAGGCCCCCUCGUGGGCAGACAACCUGGCAUACAGCCACCUGACUGAGACAGGAUCGCCCUAUCAGUCCCCCAACAACACCAUCACCGCGGUGCCCAAAGAACCACACCCCCGCCCUGUGUUUGAUAUCUUCCCCCCCAGCACGCCACCACACAGUGACACUGUUCUACCAUCUAUACCCCCGCCUUGGAGCUUUACCGACACCAACAAGAAUACUUUCAGCGAUGAGCCCUUGCCCAGUAUGUCUCUUAAAGCUCGGGACGCUGGAGACAAGGCUUCGUGUUUCCUGGUAUCUGCCCAUGAUCUAGUCCCCCCCUCUUACCAUUCCUGCCUUGAGCCUAACAACCAGAGGCUGGAGCCUCCUAUAUCAAGGAGACACAGUGAAGCUAGCUCACCCGUUCACUUUCAGCUGAUGGAGAAACCAGAGUCUGUGACCGCGGCUGCCAUGGAGUCGCAGUUGAUUGGGAUUGAGGAGGAUUACCACCACGGUAUGACGGACCGCGUGGCCAUGUGGCUUGCCAACCACAGCGACGUACCUUUUGAACAGGAGGAGAUACCAGUUGAACUCUGCCGCAAGGAGGAGGGCGAGCAGAUUUUAGAGUCACUUAGGAAAAAGAAACAGCAGUGGACAAUGGGUGAUACAGAUGAUGGAACAGACGCUGACGUUGAGUCUGACGAUGAUUUGCAAGACACUCGGUUGUGAUGAUAUUAGAUGUGCAAAUAUUUCAAGAUAAGGUUAAUUUUACUUGUUUUUACAAAGUAUUCAUACCUCACUUUAAGAUUUUUAAAAAGUGUAAAUUUGUGUCAUAUUUCUAAAUGCAUUUUAAAAUUUUUAAGAGGGUUAAAACAAGUUUUUAGGUGCAUACAACAGAUUAAAGUGGGAAGUACUUUGUUAAGUUAUGUUACUUGUGAUUUCUCUCCCAGCUUGUACAACAGCUUUGGUUGUAAUUAUUUAUAUCAACUGAAAUUGACACAAAGUUUAUGUGGAAUACAUUUACUAAGCAAUUAUUAUCUUUCACUUCAGGAUUCAAACACAAUUUGUUUCCAAUUUAUAGUAUAGUUCAGAUAACAUCAUGUCUGCAUUCAUGGAUGUACAUUUGUGACUUCAUCAAUUUCUUCAUCUAGUGGUUUUCUCCAGUGUUUCAUCUUUAUCAUCUUCACGUAUUGAACUGUUAGUUGAAUUGUCACUGGCUAUCUAAAGAAAAAUACAUAACCAGGCUUGUGAUAUCUAUUCAUUCUUUGUCUUCUUCAAUUUUAAUGACUGCAAAAAGCAAUUGUUCUUGUCGUUUUGAAGGUUUUAUACAUCGAUGUACUGUAAAAAUUACCAAGCAUAUCUAUGGUGGAUGGCUACAUUAAGUUGAAACUAUUUUGAAAAUAUUAACUAGUGAGAAACUUAUUUAACACUUCUGCAUUUCAACUUUAUACAUGUAUUCAUGGUUACAGCAACACGUAAUGCAAAAUUUUUUUUUAAAGCAAUGUAUCUAAUUUUUCUUUUGGUUGCUUUGUAUCUACAGAUUAUGUACACAUCUUUGUCUUUAUGCACAACUUGUCAUUAUUUAAUUACUAUUUAUAUGCAUUUUCACAUAAAAUUAGCUCAAAUCAAACAUUGUUUUUUAAAAUGUAAUUCACUAUUAAAUAUUUAUUUAUUUUGGACUUGUUCCAGCAAAAAAGUCAUUCAAUCUAGAUUAACAUUUAACUGCUGAGGACUAAUGCUUUUUAGAAACUUGAAUAACAUUUGGUACUUUCAUGGUUAAGUUUCUAUUAACAUCAUGGACAGCAUUUAAUUUAGUAAAUAUUAGUGAUUUGGAAACAACCAAAAACUGCAUGCAAUGCCUUGAAGUCAUCAGUUAUUUCCUUGUUGUGUUAGAUCUGACUAACCUGAGUGUUUUAGGGUGAAGUCUUGUCACCGUGUCACAUAACUAAUCUGAUCCCACAUCAGCCCCACCCUGCAUUUUACCACUCAAUUGCACAAUAGCACUUGGCAUUUUAUUCACACUCAUGAUUGUGUUAUUUCAUUGGUAGGCAAUCUUAAAGAUUACAUUACGACGCAGAGCUGGUCUUGGUAAAAAUGUUUUUUGUAGAUUAUAAUUAUAAGUUAGAUAUCGACAUAAAAUGAUAAAUAUUUAAGCAAAGCCCUUAAUUUCAAAUGUGGUUAACCACUAACCAUAAGUGGUUAGCUAUUUAUACCAUUAUUACUCUUAUUUUGAAAGUAGUAUUUAAAACAGCAUUUACCUAGGGCAUUUAAUUUCCAUUUUAACUACAGAACAUCGAUAGUUCUAUGAAUAAUAUCAAAGUAACUAGUAACUUUUCCAGGACUUUUCAAGCAGAAGGUAAAAAAUAUGUAACGUUUAAACUCCAUCUUAAAUAUUUAUAUCCUUGUGAUUACAUUCAAAUGGUAUUGUAAAAUAAUUGACCAGUUUGAGUUUAAGAAAAUGCUAUAUAUAUAUCAAUGCUGCUGCUAGAUUAGUAUGCAUCUUAAAUAUAUCCAUUUAACUCACUGCUUUGUGCUUAGUUUUAUCCAAGUUUUCUUCAAAUAAUUAACUCUCCAUUUUUCUUGUGAAAUCAACUGUUUAAUCUCAUGCACUAAUCCAAUAGCACAGUUUGUCUUCCAGCUUCAUAUUUUCUGCACUUGUUUUCAUUCAACUUUCUGAUUGACCUUUCACAAAAUAUUUGAAGUAUUCCUCUUGGAUUAAAUUUGCUAGUCAUUCAUUGUGAAAAGAAAUAUAAUGUGAAUGGUAUUUUCCUUGACAACAAAAUUCCAGUUGUGGUCUGUGCCCACCUAUGGUUAUGAAGAGGGGUUGGUUAACUGUAGUUAACAUCAGUGAUGUGAAAAACUAACCAGCUGGCUAAACAAAUGUUCUGUAUGCAAUGAUGAACAUUUUUUGAAAAUGCUACACAUGUGUAAAGCUAAGCCUGCAGUAAUGUUUCUUUUGCAUGUAUUUGUUUUAAACUGUUUUGAAACUGUUACAAUCACACAACACAAUCAUGUGUUGGAGGGAAAUCUUCCCAUCUAUUAUUGAACAAAUAAAUUAAAUUUUUCUAAGAUCACUUUCUUAUUUAUUAACUAAAAAGUAAUUUAUUAAGUACAUUUUUUUCCAUUAUUUCCUUUACGUACAGCAGAACUACUGCACUGUAUGAAAAUGUACAUUCUCAACAUUACUAAAUUCAAAGGUUAUGCUGAUUUUUUUUUACCUAUACAGAUGUAAUGUGUUGACAAACAAAAUUUUUACAAAUUGUAACUUUCAGUGGUUGUCUUUACCCAAGGAAUACAGGGGUACAUAUUUUUUUCCCCAUCUCAAGCCUUUUGGUGAUUAUUUUAAUCAGUUAAUAAUAAUUUCCAUGUUUGCCUUCUAAAAUAAUUGAAAAAUGCAGGCGAUUCAUUUAUUGAAAUAUUAAUUUGCAGGAAGUUUUUGAGCAAUAUUCCCAUAUAAAAUUAAUAUUGGAUUUUGUUUAUUUAAACUUUAUUUUAAAUAAAAAUAAUCGACAAGAAUCAAAGUAAAAUUUUUUUGGAACACUCGUAAUUUUUUGAAAAAUCAAUCCAUCUUGAAACCAUCAGCUUUCAAAUAAUGAUAAAUUAUAUUUGCAGAUAGUUUGACUGACUGUACUAAAUAAACCUGCUCCUCAAUCAGUGGUGUAAACCCUUGUGAAGCAACCACCAGACUUGAUCCUGGUUACUCAUAUUGACAUUACAUAUUUUAAAGUCUGUUAUUUAUUUUAACCAUAAGACAAUAAUCUCAACAUAAUAUCUUGAUUUUCUACAUAAACCAAUAACUUUUACAUACUGAGGCAUCUUCAGAACCCUUCCUGAGUUUCUAUGUGAAUUUGGAAACCAAAAUUGCAUGGAUUGAAGGAAGAUUUGUUUAUGGAAUAAAUUCAAGAUUUUAUGUUGAGACAUUUUUAUUUGGAUAAGUUGUUUUGUGUAAAUUAUAAGCAGGAGUGAAUGAACUGGUUUUCAUUUUUCUGAUAGUUUGUGUAGAAUUUUACCAGAAAAAUGUAUUAUGACUUGUUGCACUGAGAAAACAGACUGGUGAUUACUGCGUUAUGUUGAAUAUGUAAAUAUUAUUUAUCACACAGUGAAGAUCUGAGCUUGUUAGUGUAUGGAAACCUCUAGCUUUGCCUGCAGCAUAUGAAUGUGGCAUUCGUUUAAGACUGCGGUGUAUUAGUACACAACUGAUUUUUUUUCUUUCUCCUGUGGCGAUUGAAUUUGGUAGUGGGUUUGUAAUGGAUAAGUUAUGUCUGUGAAAAAUUGAUUGGUUUGAGGAAAAAGUAAUUGACAUAAACAAUUGUUAUUUUUAUUUGGCGCAUCUGUGUAAAAUGACAAAUAUUGUUUUGUGAAAGUUAUGAAGAAAUGUAAUUAUCGAUGACUGGGAUAUCAGAGCCAGAUCGAGUGUGUGUUGGAAAGGGUGAAAGUGAAUACAUUGUGACAUUUUUUUUGAGUUAUUACCACCAGAACAUGAUAUCCUUGAAAUGUAAACAGUUUUUGGCAAGACUAAAUAAACUUUGAAAAAUA